AUGGACGACUCAUUGCGCAUCCUACAGUUGUCGUUCAGCUCACCUAAUGUGAUGCCAAUGAAAGUUUUCGGCGUUUCAUUCGCAUCCUUUCAUCUGCCCGCCCGCCACGGCGGUGCGCCUUUGAAGCGCUGCGACGCAGUCGCGACGCGGUGGCGGCGACUUCAAAGGCCGUCGCAGGGGCGUCGCCGCUCUCUCAGCCACACGUUGUCCCGUCAUUUCGCCAGCAAUCGAGUUCCAGCUAAAAUCGCAGACCGUCUGUCCUGGCCUAACUCCAACUUAAGCACUUCCUCUGCAGUCCACUACUGUUAUUUGUGCUUUAAUCGCGGUUGCUCAAGAAGCAGAUUGGCUUCAUGUUUUCUGAAAACUGCAUUUUGGAAUAGAGCAGGGAGAGCGUCGGUUAAUGGCUCAGAAAAGACAAAUAACGAGCUUGCAGACGGCGAUUUUGCCAUUGUAUUGAUUGUGUUCCAAUAUGUGGCGCUGAUCCAGUACUGGCCUCCAAAAUUCAAAACUUCGGUUCCCGAUGCAACAUCGCUUAGGAGGGGAGGGGAAGAAUGA
This is a messenger RNA of Cylicocyclus nassatus, 555 nucleotides long. The record is from the annotation of a GenBank genome assembly. Lineage: Eukaryota; Metazoa; Nematoda; Chromadorea; Rhabditida; Strongylidae.